CACACCAGAAGGUUGAUUGCCAACCACCAUAAAAAAAAAGAAGAAGAAGAAAAAGCACAGGACGCUAAUAAGUCAGUCUUAUUAUUUCUUAUCCAGUUUGCAAUAUUUGCGUCGUAUAAAAUACAUAUUUGAUUCUUUAUUUAAGGACGAAAUCGUCUCGAUGCGCCAGAAGCAUUGUGCUGCUUCUCCUGCUAUCUUUGCUUGUUAGUUAGCUUAGCUCGCUAGUUAGCUUAGCUUGUUAGCUGCUAACAGAAGACACAGAAGUUAUCAACACAUCGCUAAGUAGAGAUCAAGUGUGAGAGUAAAGUGUUGUGAUUGUGUGAAAAUGUCUACAUUACAAAUGUUGAGAGCGUUGGUGGAUCAGCGACUAACUGCUGCCGUUGAAGAAAUAUUUGUAGUGUUAGAAAGAACGAUAGCAGAAUACGAGGCGGAACUUUCGAGAACAAAGGAGGAAAACAAUCAACUACUGGACGUUCUUUUCACGAAACAUCAAGUUGUGUUACACAGAACAGAUGUCAAAGAAGAACCUCUACCUAAUGAGCUGGAGGAGGAACCACAGUCCCCCAACAUACAUGAGGACGAAGAGGUACCACAUUCCCAACACAUUAGAGAGGGAGGAGGGGAGCCACAGCCCCCCGACAAAGAGGAAAAAGAGAAGCCAAAGACCCAUAGUGAUAAACUGACCCUUCACAUUAAAGGGCAAGCGGAGGACCCACUCAUCUUACACAUCAAGAAUGGAGAGGAGGACCCAUUGACCCCUCACUUUAAGGAGCAAAAGAACCCGUUGACCUGUAGCAUUAAAAAGGAAGAGGACCCACUGACCCCCUACUUUAAAGAGGAAGAGGAAAAACACCGCAUCAGUCAGCCUAAAUGGUUGGAGGAGUUUCCUGUGACUGGUGUCCCUGGGAUGAGUGAAGAUUAUGAGUUCAAAGGUGAAAGUGAGGAGAAAAGAGAGGCGGAGCCUCCAAAUAGCCACUCAAUGCAACACAACAGACAUGACAUGACAACAGAAGCUGAUGGAGACCACUGUGGAGGAUCACAAGCAGACAAGCUCUUAGCUCCACUAUCAGAUAGUGAGGACACAACGUCACACUCUCCUGACACUGAUGAUGAAGACUCUAAAGAUGAUAAGAUAUGUCACAUUGACAACACUCACUUCACAUGUUCUCACUGUGACAAAACCUUUAAAUACCAUUGGUAUCUGAAAGUACACAUGAGAACACACACUGGAGAAAAACCUUUUAUCUGCUCAGUAUGUGACAAAGGCUUUGGACGAAGUCACCAUUUGAAAAUACACAAGAGAAUACACACUGGUGAAAAACCUUUUGUCUGUUCAAUAUGUAGUAAAGGUUUUACACAAAGUCAGAGUUUGAAAAAACACAUGAGUACACACACUGGAGAAAAAUCUUUUGUAUGUUUGAUCUGUAGUAAAGGUUUUGUCAAAAGUUGCAAUUUUAAAGUACACAUGAGAACACACACUGGUGAAAAACCUUUUUCCUGUUCAACGUGUGGUAAAGGUUUUACAGAUAUUCAGAAUUUGAAAAGACACGAGAGAACACACACUGGUGAAAAAAGUUGUUCUUGUUCAAUCUGUGGCUUAUCUCUUACAAGGAAGGAACAUUUGAAAGUACACAUGAGAACACAUACUGGUGAAAAACCUUUUUCUUGUUCAAUCUGUGGUAAUAGUUUUACAGAAAGUCAGAGUUUGAAAAGACACAAGAGAACACACACUGGUGAAAAAUCACAUUCCUGUUCAAUCUGCAACAAAAGCUUUUGUGAACGAUCAAACCUUGUAAGACACAUGAGAACACACCCAGGAGAGAAAGUGUUGAGUUGCAGUGUGUGUGGUGAAAGAUUCUCUUAUAAGUACCAGUGUAAGAAACACAAGUGUGCUGGUGAGAACAGCAGCAGCAAAUGAAACUGCAGGAUUUGAAAUUAACUUUCCAGGCGUUAAUUUUGACUCUCUAACAACAACAGCACAUAUAAUAUGUGUGACAUUGUUGUUUGUGUAACAAUCUGUUUAAUAUGCUUCUAUAUAUAUUAUUACUUUUUUCGGUCAAGUACGUGCAUUAGUAUGCAAUCAAAUAAAUGUUAGUAGUCAAUUGCGUCUUUUAAAAAAAAAUGAACUCCUUUGUGUUGGGAAGAAUGGAAGCUUUCGAGUUAUGACAUUUUUUUGUUUCACAGAAAAUACAGUAGACAAGAUAUAGUAAAUAAUGGAAAAACGGAAAAUGCUGUAAUUAGAAUAUUUUGAACGUAAGCCUUUAUAUAUAUAUAUAUA
Messenger RNA from Nerophis ophidion (straightnose pipefish), 2278 nucleotides. Its product is annotated as zinc finger protein 391-like. NCBI's taxonomy places the organism in Eukaryota, Metazoa, Chordata, Actinopteri, Syngnathiformes, Syngnathidae. Gene Ontology annotation, cellular component: nucleus. The record is from RefSeq and is a predicted model, not a curated record. The transcript is spliced from 2 exons. Bases 326 to 1918 code for a protein of 530 amino acids. Gene Ontology annotation, biological process: regulation of transcription by RNA polymerase II. Gene Ontology annotation, molecular function: DNA-binding transcription factor activity, RNA polymerase II-specific; RNA polymerase II cis-regulatory region sequence-specific DNA binding.